UGUAAUGCUACAUUUGUGAUAAAACACCAUGGGAAUAUUAUCUUCUUAUAGAAUUCUCGUGCCGGGGCUUGUACCUUCUGUUUUCGAUGCAUUUAUGUGAUGAGAUCGACUUCGAAACAGUGGGGGUGGUUCGCCAUUACCGCUCACCGCAGGGCCGCAAAGGUCCCGUGUAUCUUAACACGCUACAGGAGUUAUACUCCCAGGCCCCAACGUGCAACUUCUGUCCUCAACUAGCAGAACUGAUCGAAUAUCGCCUUCGCAAUGAGGUAUCAAACCACAAAGACAUAAAUGACACCACUAUUUGCUUCAAAAUUGAAUUUUACGUGACGGACAAUUGCGAUUUUGUCAUCCGAAAACCCUUCGAAAGAUCAGUGCUUGAAGUCAGUACCGCCGCUGGCUUGCGUAUCAUCCUGCAGCGGACUGCAGCUGGACGCAGGGUUUCAACUCACCCUGAUAAUGGACGCCAGCCAUGGGAUCGAUCUAGCAGACAGCUUGGAGUCAACAGCACAGCGAAGACAGGCAAUAGAAAAAACAGCUAGCCUCGACAAGCGUCUCGGCCGACAGAGAGAGUUACUGAUCGAUUUCGAGUUAAUAAACUCGUGGUGCUGCAUGUGCCUGGAAAACCACGCCUUAUGUAAGUUGCCGCGGACAUUCAGCAGGGUGCCGUGCCUUCGACUUGUCGACAUUAAUGCCAUGUGCAUUAAGGAGUUCGGCGAAGGACCACGGCCAAGUUUUGCCGCACUCAGUUACGUCUGGGGAACAGCGACCUUUUUGAAACUGGUCAAAGAGAACCUUCGUCAUUUGAAAACACCCGGAAGCCUCGAGAAGUCAUCACCGCCGACCACCAUCGCCGACGCUAUGACUGUCUGCGCUAGGCUGAAAUUCGCGUACCUCUGGGUUGAUAGCCUCUGUAUCAUCCAAGAUGACGACCGUGAUAUGUUGGAUAUGGUCGAAAAGAUGAACGCUAUCUACACGGAGGCUGAUCUAACAAUAUUUGCCGCGUCUGGAACAGACGCACACAGCGGUCUUCCUGGCGUUCGUCAGGGCACGCGGGACGGACCGGAACAGCGGCUGCUGAUAGUUCUGGGCACACCUCUUAUUGACUCGGUGGAUGAGAGACAGUUUGACAAUUAUAUCAAAGGUCCAAGUUGUGAAGGACGACAUACCCAAAGAAAUUCGCCUGUCGCGGCCACUACAACACCGAGCGCUGGUAUUUUACACAGAGACUACAAUAGUGAGAUAUGAUCCCACAGCUCCCGUCGAAACCAAGGACUGGGAUGACGGGUCUCUCAUUAGGAGGUGGACUUUCCCGCUAUUGAUCAUGAUUGGACAAGAAUUUUAUCAAGUGAAGAUGGAAAAUAAGAGAACUGGUGGGCAGGGUAAACUAAAGGAAAUCGAGUUGAUAGUGCCAUAUACUUGGCCCCGUUGCAAAGCCAAUUCUUGUGAAGAUUUGGUGUACUGUUGGCCAGUGUUCAUGGAUGAAAGGACAAGAGUUCGGGCUUCUUAUAAGGCUACAGUCAUGACUUUAGAGCUUUGGAAUGAGUUGCCAAGACGGAAAUGGGAG
Messenger RNA from Truncatella angustata, 1564 nucleotides. RefSeq names its product heterokaryon incompatibility protein-domain-containing protein. The transcript has 2 exons. NCBI's taxonomy places the organism in Eukaryota, Fungi, Ascomycota, Sordariomycetes, Amphisphaeriales, Sporocadaceae. The record is from RefSeq and is a predicted model, not a curated record. Bases 457 to 1245 code for a protein of 262 amino acids.